AUGUUUGCAGACGAUCAGAAUGCCAGUAACUACUACCCAACCAAGUUGGGCAUAGAUAGACCCGCCGUUGAUUUCAAUGCAUCAAUUUGUAAUUUCCUUAGAAGCGACAUAUACAAGAGAAAGUUCGAGCGCAAGCUGUACCCAAAUCAUCCAAUUUUUUCUAGAAGAGUUAGACCCCUCUUCUGCUACAGUAACAUGAUAGAUAGGCACGAUGGUGUGCUGUCCCAUUUGGCAUACUCGUGCUUAAACAAAAGCAAAGGAAUGAUUGUAAGUUUAAAAUGGUUUAAUGAUGGGAAGAGAUUACUAACAGGAACGCAACUGAGUGAACUAGCCAUUUGGAAUGGACUCUAUUUCAAUUUUGAGGAUAUAAAAAGAAUACCCAUAGGAGGUGGGGCUGUGUCCUGUCUAGAGUGGUCCAAAAGUGAUAACCUGUUUGCAGGAAAUUCUUUAGGACAAAUAGUAAUUUUAUCAUCGGCCCUAAAUCUGUUGGAUAAUUAUGCAUUUGAAGGAUUAUCAAAAUGUGUUCUAGACAUUAGCCUAUCAUGUUGUAACACCAAAUUGGCUGGUUGUGCUGAUACAUGUAAUCCCAUAAUUUGGGACAUAAAAACAAGAAAAAUUAUAAAAGAUUUAAAAUGCAAAAAUGUAGAUACAAAUAAUAUUAGCUGCUUGUCAUGGAAUCCGGUUAACGAAAUUAUAGCUAGCGGAAAUAGAACCCAAACUAUUUCUUUCUGGGAUGUUAGAAUAACAAAACCGAUUAUAUCUCUCAAUGCACAUAAGGCUAAUGUGAAUAAAAUAAAAUGGAAUCAUGAUGGUACUUAUUUACUGAGCUGUAGUAGAGAUAGCUUAAUAAAACUGUGGGACAUUCGAAACUUUAAAUUGUUGUAUUCGUACAAAAGUGAUCAGAAUUUUGGCACAAGAUUCGGAUUAAACUAUGAACCUACUUAUGUAGCCUGGAAUCCUAUGCAGAAUCAUAUAUUCGCUAGCUCCGACAAUAGAGGUAAUAUUAAAUUUUACACCACGAAUGACAAUAAAUGCGUUCAAACGAUUUCUUCGGCACAUGGGAUUGAUAAACCCUCUUCCAUCACCUUGCUGGAUUGGAAUCCCCUUGGGCACAUCCUCACCUCCUUUGGGGAUGACAAACUGUUGAAGUUCUGGUCUGCUUCGAACUGUGAUUCCAUUAUUGCAAAAGAAAUAGAUGCAAGGCCUCUUGUCAGUAUCACCAACAGCGGAUCCUUCCCUAACUCCAAAUACAUCAAUGAAGACAAUGUGGUGGACGUCAGCAGUGAUCAAUCCAUUUCAGACUCGGAAGAAGAGGGCUACAAGUUUUGUAAAAUGAAUAACAACUAUUACAGGAAGGUUGCUCGCCCGAGGAAGAGGCGGAAGGGAAAAAAGCGACGCAUCCCUGGGGGGUAA
Plasmodium knowlesi strain H is the source of this 1413-nucleotide messenger RNA. RefSeq lists its product as uncharacterized. The coding region runs from base 1 to 1413 and encodes 470 amino acids. Gene Ontology annotation, cellular component: mRNA cleavage and polyadenylation specificity factor complex. Gene Ontology annotation, molecular function: protein binding. The transcript is spliced from 2 exons. The record is from RefSeq and is a predicted model, not a curated record. NCBI's taxonomy places the organism in Eukaryota, Apicomplexa, Aconoidasida, Haemosporida, Plasmodiidae.